Messenger RNA from Paraphaeosphaeria sporulosa, 828 nucleotides. RefSeq lists its product as uncharacterized. Bases 1 to 828 code for a protein of 275 amino acids. Gene Ontology annotation, biological process: tRNA 5'-leader removal; intronic box C/D snoRNA processing; rRNA processing. NCBI's taxonomy places the organism in Eukaryota, Fungi, Ascomycota, Dothideomycetes, Pleosporales, Didymosphaeriaceae. Gene Ontology annotation, molecular function: RNA binding. The transcript is spliced from 2 exons. Gene Ontology annotation, cellular component: ribonuclease MRP complex; nucleolar ribonuclease P complex. The record is from RefSeq and is a predicted model, not a curated record.
AUGGGCAAGAAAAGGACGAGCGAUGGGGAGGAGAAGCACCCCAAAAGGGCCCGGAUUGGUGCAGCGCCCUCGAGUGACACAACCCCCGCUGCACAAGCUCCACGCUCCUCAACCGCGCCCUCAGCAGCCAAAGCAAUCGCGAACGAAACGCGGGAACCCAAGAAGCAGAAGUUAGAUGAAGCUCAGGACGCUCUCGCGGAGCCAAAGCCAAGCAACCAUGCUCCUUCCCGGAAGCAGACACACAAGAAGCUUCCCAGAUUACCUCCCAAUGUUUCCGUAACCAAACGCCCACUGCACCACCCCGCAAUCCCCACGCCCUUCGCCUCCUCCGACCAUCCCAAAACACUCUACAUCUCCCACUCAACGCCCUUCGUCCCAGCCCUGAAGCGCAUCCGCCGUCUCCUCCUCGAAAUCUCCAAGCGACAAGCGCAAUCCCAAGCUACGCAGCCCCGAAACCGACAGCAGGGGCGCAAUCGAAAGCCGCUAGUGUCAAACGGGCGUCUUGCGCCUGAGGACGUGGAGCGGGAGAUUGUAGAAGAGGGCAGAGAGACGGGCGAGGGUGAGCGCAGAGAAGAGGUCUAUGUCAAGGCUACGGGCAGGGCGAUUGAGCGCGCGUUGAGGAUCGGUGUGCACUUCCAGGGCGAGAGUGAUUGUAGGGUCCGGGUGGAGACGGGGAGUGUGAUGGCGGUGGAUGAUAUUGAGGUACGCCAGAACGAGGAGGAGAAGGGAGGGGAGGGGAGUAAGGUCAAGGAAGAGGUGAAGGACGAGGUGCCAGAGACGAGGGUAAGGAUGGUGAGCUCAGUCACAGUGGCGGUGGGGCUCAGAUGA